CACGCCUUCUGCACCAUCCACUUAAUUUUUUUUUUACCGUCCUGGAUGAAUUGCACAGCAGUGGUUAUUUGUUCGUGCUGUGUUGAAAGAAGUAGGAAAUAGUUUUAUAUUUAGCAGGAACGCCAAGCCGUAAAGAUGGGGGAAACCAGAUUACCGCGUCAUAUGUUUUUAUGGAGUAUGGCAAUUAUUUACAUGUUUGCUUUUGCAUCCCUCUAUGUUCAGAUACCAGGUCUCUAUGGCAAUGAGGGGGUCCUGCCUGUGCGCCUGGUGGAGCCCCGUGUGGACGGCUCCAGGCCAGUGUUGGAGCAGAUACAUGCCCACCCCUCCCUGCUGUGGCUGGGGCCCCGGCUGGGUCUGGACCUGGACGCCCAGCAGGCAAUGGAGCUGCUCUGCCUGGCGGGGGCGCUCUUAGCCCUGGGAGCAGCCCUACUGGAGCCCCUCCGAGACAGCCUGGUGUUCUUCUGCCUCUGGGCCCUCUACCUCUCCCUCUGUCAGGUGGGUCAAGACUUUCUGCGUUUUCAGUGGGACAGUCUGCUGUUGGAGGCGGGCUUCCUGACCGUGCUCGUCGCGCCGCUCAACCUCCUGCGGUGGCGCUCGGCAUUCCGUCAGCAUGACGCCGUGACCUUCUGGCUGGUGCGCUGGCUCCUGUUCCGCCUCACCUUUGGUUCCGGUGUCGCCAAGCUAGCCAGCCACUGCCCCAGCUGGUGGGGGCUCACGGCGGUGAAACACAUGUUUGAGGCCCAAGGCAUCCCCCUGCCCUGGUCCUGGUUCAUCCAGCAGCUGCCAGACUGGUACCUGAAGCUGGGGACUGUCGGUCUGUUGGUGACCGAGAUCGCUGUGCCCCCCCUCUACUUCGCCCCCAUCCGCCACCUCAGACUGGCAGCCUUCUACAUUCAGGCAGUGUACCAGGUGAAGUUAAUGUUCGUGGGGAACUAUGGCUUCCUCCCCUUCCUCUCCCUGGCUCUGACUUUCUCCCUGUUGGACGACGACCAUAUCAGCUACUGGCUGGGCCACGGCAAGAAGAAGAGCGCCAAGACCUGGCACCAAACCAUAAUGUCAUUGGUGUUGCUGGCUGUAUUUGCUGCCAUCAUCUAUGGAACUAAAGUGCUCUUCACACUGGAAAUGGACUGGGAGACCAAGACUAUGACCUCUAAAACCGCCUUCACCCAGCAGCAGUUUGGCAAUUGGUUGAAGCUUGUGACAGGACCCACUAUCUGGGUAGGAGUUCUCUCUCUCACCUGGGAGGUGGUGGCAGCCAUGCUUGGGUGUGUGUGUGUUAGAGGGUGUCUCUGGAAGCUCUGGGGUCUUGUCCAAUGGGCUGUCAUUGUCUCUGCUGCAGUCGCCGUGUUUGCUAUCAGUGUGGUGCCCUACUCGUCCAUGGAGCAGGUGUACAGCAGUAAGAUCCUCCCGGAGGUGAGACAGGCCUACAGCCUAGUGGAGCGCUAUAGACUGGUCAGUGCCUACAGCCUGGACAGCAGGGUGGGCGGGAGGUCAGAGGUCGUCCUCGAGGGCAGCAUGGACAAGAAUACCUGGACGGAGAUAGAGUUCAUGUACAAGCCGGGGAAUGUGGGCGUGGCCCCUCCAGUGGUGGCCCCCCACCAGCCACGGUUAGACUGGCAGAUGAGCCAGGCAGCCCAGGGACUGGCCGAACAGAGCCCCUGGUUCACAAGCCUAGUGCACUGCCUACUGCAGGGCAAUAAGGAUGUGGUGAGACUGAUCCAGACAGACUCAGCCCAAUACCCAUUCAGCCAGGCCCCCCCGGUCUACCUCCGAGCCAGCCUCUACCAGUACUGGUUCACCCAGACCGCACAGGACUGGUCUGGUCCUAAAGAGUGGUGGAGGAGAGACUAUUCAGAGGAGUUCUAUCCUGCAGUGCAGCUGGGUGACCCUACCCUAGAGGGCAUGCUCAACCAGCAUGGACUCAAGGAGACGUUCCCGAUUCAGCCCAGUCCUGACUCUCCUCUGGCCCAGGCUCUGAAGCAGGUACGGGGCCACGUUCAGACUCUACCCGGCCACCUGGUGCUCUGGUCCCUCCUGGCCACUGUCGCCACUAUCUGGCUCUUCAAAACCCUGCUCUCUGGGGUCCUGGGGGGCCGAAAGGCUAAACCCACUCCGGCCGAACCCAAGGCCAAGAAGGCUAAGGCCCAGCCAGCAGCGAAAAAUGCCUCGGCCUCCAGUCUCAAAGCAGGGAGGGAGAAUUCUGAGGAGAGUAGACGGGAUGCUGACAAGAGCCCUAAGAAGAGGAAGUGAUGUGGGACUGCUGCCGUGGGACUUCCUGUUACGUUCUUGUUGUUGCCCCUUGUCUCGGGAUGGAGGGCGGAGAGAAGGGGUGUUACCUACAUGUAAAUCUCAGGUGUUUCUACAGUAACUAACAAUCCGACCAGCUCUUUCUACAGUAACUACCAAUCCGACCAGCUCUGUGACUCGGAGACCACCACCGUGGCCUUGUAUUCAGUCAGUUCUCAUCACUCACUCACUCACUCACUCACUCACUCACUCACACACACCCAUAUAUUGCACAUACACAAGCAAAAGCGUCUAUUUUCUCUGUGCCUCCUUCCGUCACCAUAUUCUCAGGUCCACCUAUGGAUGAGUCUUCAGACAUGCCUACGGGCGAGUCCCUGGCAUCACAGUACAGUGGUGCUUUGUUAUGAGCUGUUUUUGAGCUUUGCCAUCUGUUCUUCAGGGAACACUCUAUCUGAAUUCUGGGAAUGCAUUCAUCCAUUUUAACGGUUGCUGUCCAACAGUUUUAAUCUUGUGCUAUAUCUUUAAUAUGAUAUUCAGGCUGGGUGCAGUUAUUGUACCUCAGUGAACCCUUUCAUGGACCGCAUCAGAACUUUUUUUUAAAUUUGAAGUUGUCAAGUGAUUCCAUGUAAUGAUAUCUAUACCCGACCACGAGAAACUGUAUAGCGACAUCGUCAAGAAUACUGUAUUCUGAAAGCUUUGUCCUGCUAAACCUUUUGCCUUUGAACAGCAAACCACCGAUUUCUAACGUCAAAAUGAUUAUUAAUAUUUUUUUAACAGCUUAAAAUGCUCCUAAGAAAUCUUUAUAUUCCACAUCUGUGUAUAUUUGAGACGUAGUAUUACUUAAGCUUAGUGUAUUAGGUUAAAGCACUGCUGCAAAAUUACUGGGCUCUUAAGGAGAAAUUCCAAGCCCUUAGGGCGCUAUUCAGUCUAUCGCUGAGGCGGUACAGAUUGUGUGACUACAAUGUAAAAGUACUUUUUACUGGUCCGUGUUUAAAAAUUUAAAAAAAAUCUUAGCUGUAUAUUGAAACCGAACACUUAGAUUUGACAAACUACAGAUGGAAAAAAGACAAAUGUUCAGUGCUCGUCAGAAACUAGACUUUCGAUCUUGUCAAAUCUAGUUGAAAAGGUGUGCCUGUCAAUACCAGGUAAACUAACAGGUCUGCAUGUUAUGUUAAAGGUCAACAACAAAGGGACUGUGGCUUGGAGCUUCAACCCCCGUUUUUAGAUUUGUGGGUUCAGUUAUUUUAGUGAUUUGACCUGGGCUGAUGGUUUCUAUAGGAACAGAGACCAAUGACCAAUAUGUGGUGCUCUUUGUUUCUGCAUUUUAUUCAUGACAAAUGUACAGUGUGAAAGAGCCAGUGGCUCUCUGGUAAGGAUCUCACCAAUUUAAGUAUGGGGUUAUAGGGUCAGCUCCUGAGUGGCUGUGUUGACACUCAGUAAUGGUUUUAAGGCUGGUAGAUGUCAUGGGGGUGAAUCCCUGGGGUCCCCUCCUAUGAAGAAACUCCUGGGGGAAAGGUGGGCACUUCGUUUUUACAUUUAUUUUCAUUUAUAGACGACGUGCCCACUUACAGGAGUAUCCCCAUAAGCACUGCUCUUUGCUGUCUGUAUCACAGAGGGAACCCCAAGAAUUUGCCCCCUUCUGCUUAUGUUAUCACACCCUUCUGCCAAUGUCACCUUUAUGUGGCAGCCACUCCAAGUGGCCUUGACUCACUGACCUGCAGAGUCCUCAGUAGGCAACCGUGCCCCAGAGUUCAAACCUGUAAACCCAUGCUUAUGGGGCGAGAUCCUAACGCCAGAGCCCUUCACUCUUAUGCUUUGCUUCAUAAUUUGACACAGAGUUCGGUUGAUAUGUAUAUUUGGCUGUGGUUAAAAGUUUUCUUGAGUGUGUUGGUUGGAUGAAUGGAAAGAUUUGCUCAAGCAUUGCUUCAAAUGUUUUAUCAACAAAGACAGUUGCAUCUGGUUAUCUCCGUUUCAUACUAUUAAAGAUUUGAAAUUGUGGGUAAA
Messenger RNA from Oncorhynchus mykiss (rainbow trout), 4251 nucleotides. RefSeq names its product lipase maturation factor 2. Gene Ontology annotation, biological process: protein maturation. Gene Ontology annotation, cellular component: endoplasmic reticulum membrane. NCBI's taxonomy places the organism in Eukaryota, Metazoa, Chordata, Actinopteri, Salmoniformes, Salmonidae. The record is from RefSeq and is a predicted model, not a curated record.